UUAUUUACCGGUUAUCCACACUUUUACUCCAAAUUUCCCAAAAUUCUCGUCAAUGCAUCUGGAUUUUUAGUGUUUUGUGAAAUAGGUGACCUAUAUCAGCGCCAUGUUUGAAAACAAUGUUGAAAUGAGUGUUUUGAGUGGUUAAUGUUUUUAUUAUGUGAUUUGUGAAAAUGUCGACGGAGCCAGAAAGCGGUAUGAGCCGUACGCUGAGCGCACUCGGCGGCGGAGAUGCGUGCGGGGCGCGUUGGACGUUAGCAGCUCUUCUGUUGGCGCCUUUAGCUGCUGCCAACUCGAGCUACUGCGCUGUGCCUGCUGUUAUGUUGCUGGCUGCCUUUAUAACAGUGGCUACUAUCACAUGUAGAGAUCUCAAGAAACUAGCCGACAUCCUACCCCCAGCAAGAACCGGCCGUGGCCGUCGCGAGCGCAAUCUACGCUCCUUCGCCGACUUCAUGGCAACAUGGAUGUGUUUCCUCUCACACCUGGUAGCCGUAGCCAUCUGCGCAAGGAUCCUCAGUGCGACUGCGGAUCACGUGACGAGCGGACGGACGAGGCGGUGGCUGUUUGGAUAUGAGACCAGGGCGCUGGGCGAACCUUGGCCUGAUGUGCUUGGGGUUACUGUGGUCAUGGUGGUUUGUGCCAUGUUCAUGUGUGGAUUGGAGGAAAGCAUGAUGUUCACAUUCAUGCUGUUGAUUCUGCUGUACAUAUUCAGCCAGUUCUUCGCUAUCUUUGGUCUAAUAAAUUUAGAUAUUGCUAACAUAAACAUGCCUAUACCUAUGACUAUUUACGAGCUUUUUGCCGCUGGAUCGCCUAUCUCAUACGCUUUUUGUGUAUCGACACAGAAGAAAGAUAACAGUUUAAAGAAGACUCUAAUUCUUAUGGUCGGGCUCCCUGCAAUUAUUUUAUCUGGCCUGUGUUUUUUGUACACAAACAUGUUAAAAGGAAGUAGUAUAGACGCGGCAUUGCCAAUAACAACUCUACUAGAAGCCAGAGCACCCUCAUGGAUGUGUCCCCUCUUAGCCGCAGUCACUGUAGCGGGGAUCAGUCUGGCCCUGACCGAGCUGUGUCCCAUACUCUUCUCUAUCCUGGUGACUUUGGCUUCUCCUGAAUGGAAGGUGCUCACCAGAUCCAUGACGUACGAAAGUCAAACAACAGGCAGUCCGGUUCUAGCUGUGUUCACUGCUGGAAGUCUAGCAGCAAUUCUAGCUUUCGCCUGUCCACUUUCCCACAUGAUCACGUUAAUGAAUGCGAGCCAUUUACUGGGAAUUUCGGUACAGGCUUUCCACUUUAUGAUAAUGAGAUGUGUUCCGACUGCAGAACAGAAAGAAGCUGGAGAUGUUGAGUACAAACGUCUAGAUCGAGGAGAUGCACGAACUAAGACAUCAGGGAAGAAAUCAAAAAGGGGGCUUUGGUUCAUCCCUUCUGCUAUAAGGCACACAAAAACUUUGGAGAGCAUCAAAUCUAAAGUAACUGCGAAAGAAACUGAAGAGCGGGAAUGUCUCCUCCUCGACGAAUACGGCAGCGGAGUAGUAGACGAUGCCGAGCCAAUGACCAGUUGCAGCAGUGACCAGCGGAUCGCGCCGACUGCUAUAGACGAAGUGCCUUCGGAUGUCGAAGUGGAAGUCAGCGAAGGGGACCUGUCGUCUGGCGAUGACUCCACUGAUAUUGAUGCUGUUGUUAAGGAGUACAGGGAUACGAUACAAGUAGUGACGUCUCUCCCCGAAGCAAGUGCUCCCAUCCCUCCUUGCGUGCGCGGGGCCAGAUGGUCGGCAGUGGGCGCUGUAGUGCAGUUGAUCGCUGCUGCUUUGAUAGCUGUAGCCUUCUGCAAUGAACACAUUCGAUUGCCAAUGUUCGCUGCUGGGAUACCAGUGUGGAUCUGCGGCACCUUCAUAUGCGCAUGGCAGCCAGCCCAUCCCCUCGGCAUGCGCAAGGGGCAAGGUCUACAAGCGCCUUUGGCUCUGCUGCCGGCUCUUCUGUUCCUCACGCCUCUACUGAUUGACUCCUGGCCCGCCAUCGUACUGUUCGCUGGCGCUGGUGUCGUGAUCUACGCUCGCUGUGAGCGUUGGUGUGGCGACUUAGCCGUCCAGCAAGCCCGUAGCGCGGUUGAACGACGGAAGCUACACGCUGUGUCCGCUGAUGUCCCUCUGGCCGCUCAUCUCGCCCACAUAGACACCGUGUUCAUAACCAGAUGACAAGAAGAUGACUCGGAUACGAGUCUGGAUAACCUCCUCGACGCAGAAGACGAAGAACCGGACCCUGACGAAUGACCAGCAGAUGUCAUCCCAUAGUCAUCUUCAGAACCAUUGUGAAUGUUCAACCAUGAAUUCGACGUAUGUAGACGCCAGGAGUUGUGAAGUGGGACUUUUGCUUGUGGAAAGUGAGAUUCGAUGAUUGGCAACAGCUAAUUAAGGGUGUUAUAUCUAUGCAUUUAGAUCUGGUUUCUAUUCAAACGAAAACAUUUUAAAAUCAGAGAGAACAUAAAAGAGAAGAUAUGCCCUUGCCCCUAUUUGACAAGAGGCGUGAAAUAUAAUUAGUAAGUGUGAAUAAAUGUGUCAAAACACAACACAGAAAAAGAUAACGCAAUAAUAUUUAUAAAGAUAACCUCCUAGUGCCUAUAUUGCUUUAGGGUUUGAAAUUUUAUAGCUGAUUUGCAUUAGUUCUUGUGUCAUUUUAGAAAAAAGCCUGAAAUCGACACAUCUUGUGAAAAUAGCAGUGUAUCACAAGCUUUAUAAAUUAUUAAAGACAAUGAUGUUCUUUAUUAUAAAUUAUUCUAAAUUUAAAUUAAUUGUAAGAGUUUUCUUAAAUACGAUUCAAUUUUAUUCAUAAGUGUGUUGCCAAUGUUGGACACAAAUCAACCUUAGGUAUAUAAGGUCCUAAUUUAUUAGUUGCAGAUAUUUUAACACAUGAUACUUUACA
Leguminivora glycinivorella is the source of this 2913-nucleotide messenger RNA. RefSeq lists its product as uncharacterized. Gene Ontology annotation, cellular component: plasma membrane. Bases 171 to 2189 code for a protein of 672 amino acids. Gene Ontology annotation, biological process: amino acid transport. Gene Ontology annotation, molecular function: amino acid transmembrane transporter activity. Lineage: Eukaryota; Metazoa; Arthropoda; Insecta; Lepidoptera; Tortricidae. The record is from RefSeq and is a predicted model, not a curated record. The transcript is spliced from 13 exons.